Molecule: messenger RNA, 1821 nt
Organism: Colletotrichum higginsianum IMI 349063
Lineage: Eukaryota; Fungi; Ascomycota; Sordariomycetes; Glomerellales; Glomerellaceae
Exons: 1
Coding region: 1-1821 (606 amino acids)
Source: RefSeq, a predicted model, not a curated record
AUGAUACCUCGUCGCUUCAUCCAGACACUGGGGGGGUUGGCCCUGCUCGCCGCCUCGGCGUCUGCCGCCGCAGUCAUGCCCCGGCAAAACGUCUCUGUUGACACGACCAGCCUCGAGCUCCUGACCAAGGCCGCCGAUGUCCAGGUUCCGACUGUGCUCACCAACAAGAACGCGUCGCUGACGGGCUCGCCGCGCAGUCUCACGCGCGAGGUCCGCCGCCUCGUCACGCCCUUUGUGUGGCCCGACUCGGCCUACUACCACGACGAGACCCUGCUGCCGCACAUUGACGAGAUGCUCGCCGUCCUCACCCAGAGCCAGCACUGCGACGGCACCUACACCGUCGGCAACCGCCACUCGCCCCCGGACACGGGCUUCCUGGUCGAGGACUUUGGCAUCAUGGUGCGCAUCCUCGAGGCGGACGACCACGAGGCCUCCCAGGCCAUCGCCGAUACCAUCCGCGACAUCCUCGUCAAGGCCGGCCCGGGCCUCGCCAAGGGCGGCAUCCACACGCCGAACCACCGCUGGAAGAUCUGCGGCGCCCUGGCGCGCAUCUCGCGCAUCACGGGCGACGAGGACGGAAGCCUGGUCGGCCGCGUCGACGAGUGGCUCGCCGAGGGCAUCGACAUCGACGCCGACGGCAUCUACUCGGAGCGCAGCGCCAUCUACUACGCCGCCGUCACGAACCCGUCGCUGCUGACCGUCUUCCACGAGCUCAACCGCACCGGGCUGCUCGCCCACGUCCGCAAGAACCUCGAGCUCACCAUCGAGCACGCCGAGCCCGGGGGCGAGAUCGAGACCAUCCUCAGCCGCCGCCAGGACCAGGCCCAGAACCCGGGCAACAACAUGCGCGAGUUCUACCCCAUCUUCCGCGAGAUGGCCCUCCUCGACGGCAACGGCCGCUUCGCCGCCAUGGCCCGUCUCAUCGAGCAGCAGAGCGGCGCCACCCUCGGCGACUACCUCGGCGCCCUCAUCGAGCGGCCGGCGCUCAUGGCCCCGCUGCCCGCGCCCGAGGAGCCGUUCGUCGACUUUGAUAAGCACUACGCCGCCGCCGGCCUCGUCCGCGCCCGUCGCGGCAAGCUGUCCGUGUCCGCCUUUGGCGGCUCCGACUGGUACCGCGCCGGCGACAAGACGGACCUGUACAACCGCUUCGGCUCGGGCUUGUCGACGAACCCAACCAUGUUCCGCGCGUGGAACGGCAAGGCCGUCCUCGAGGCCGUGCGGCUCGUGCCCAACUUCUUCACCAUGGGCCACUUCCGCUCCAACGGCAUCGCCGUCGACGACAGCGGCAGCGGUGUCGUGCGCCUCGCCAGCGAGAUGGAGGUGCCGUACUACCUGCCCAUGCCGGCCGAGGGCCGCGACGAGAACGGCGAGUACGCGCUCGGCCGGUCCGUCGCCGACGGCCGCUUCUACGCGGCGCUCGACUUCGCGAACCGCCCGACCAGCAUGCGCCGCCUCAAGACCGAGGUGGCCAUCGCGCCGACCGAAGCCGGGUACGACCUCACCUUUGAGGUGACGGGCGAGCGCGACGUCGAGCUGACGUUCGAGCUGGCCUUCCGGAAGAACGGGACGUUCGCCGGCGUGGAGGAGGUCGGACAGGAUGCCACGGGCGGCAAGACGUACCACCUCGUCGAGGGCGAGGGCUCCUACAGCGUCGGGGGGGAUACCAUCACCUUUGGCUCGGGACUCGGCCGCGGCCUGAUCGACGCCCGGCCCGGCGAGCAGUACAGCUGGCUCGGCGGCACGCUCGUCUUGCAGGGCGACAAGGUGUACAUCACGGGCAAGUCGCCGUUGACGUACACCCUGAAGUUGGGGUUCUCCUAG